Closterium sp. NIES-65 is the source of this 972-nucleotide messenger RNA. The record is from the annotation of a GenBank genome assembly. NCBI's taxonomy places the organism in Eukaryota, Viridiplantae, Streptophyta, Zygnematophyceae, Desmidiales, Closteriaceae.
AUGCUGCUUCACGGGUGCACUGUCCCUCAGCUGCCCACCUUUACUGCCUCCCUCGCCACUGCCACUACUCACGUGACCGCAGCAGCUGCUACGACAUCUUCACGGUCUCGGGGUAGGAGUUGCAAGAGGGGUGGUCAGGGUGCGGUCAGAGGCGGCGGAGGCUUUGGGGGUGACGUGGUGAGCGGCGGGGGUGGGAGUGCAGGGGCUGGAGGAGCUCCUCGUGCAGCGGCCGGUGACUCCACUGCAGCGGUUGGUGGAGGUGAUACCCGGCUCGUGGGUGUGUGGAUUAAGCCUUCUGGUGAGACUGCGGUUUGUGUUGACGGGGACACGUACGCGCCUCUCGCCACCUUUACCGUUGAGCCGGGCUUUGAUCUCUACACACUUCACACUGGCCCCCGUAUGCAGCAGCAGCAACAGCGGCUACUGCCCACGGCCCCUGUCCCUGCCCCCCGUCUGGUCAGUGCAUCUCACCAGGUUGCCGCGUCCCCCCAAGUAGCUGUGUCUAGUCAGGUUCCCAGGUCUGGUCCAGUUGUUUCGUUUUGCUCCUACUGGUCGCUUGCCCACCCCACGGUUUUGUGGCACCACCAGAUGGGGCACCCGUCCCUUCCUCGUUUGCGUGCUAUGUCUAGUCAGCGUCUUGUCUUAGGCCUCCCGCGUGUCUUGCUGUCGCUGCCGCCUUCGCUUGCACCACUGUACGGUCCCUGCAUCGAGGGUCGGCUGCGCGCCACCCCUCACUCCUCCUCCCUUCGUUCGGCCACCAAGCCUUUUGAGACGCUCCACUUGGACGUUUGGAGCCCCGCCUCUUGCCUUGGCCCAAAGCGUGAACGUUUCUUUCUGGUGGUCGUUGACGACUACUCCCGCUACACCACUGUGUUCCCCCUGGUGAAGAAGUCUGAGGUACGCCGCUCACCAGCUGAACCUCUGGCCACGUGUCUCUCGGCCAGAGGUUUCACCGACUCGUAUUUGGACUAG